Messenger RNA from Acanthopagrus latus (yellowfin seabream), 1356 nucleotides. It is a transcript of the gene prl2, whose product is annotated as prolactin 2. Gene Ontology annotation, cellular component: extracellular region. NCBI's taxonomy places the organism in Eukaryota, Metazoa, Chordata, Actinopteri, Spariformes, Sparidae. Gene Ontology annotation, molecular function: hormone activity. The transcript has 5 exons. The coding region runs from base 116 to 802 and encodes 228 amino acids. Gene Ontology annotation, biological process: positive regulation of receptor signaling pathway via JAK-STAT; response to nutrient levels. The record is from RefSeq and is a predicted model, not a curated record.
GGGAAAUGGUCAUUGAGGGACCCUCAUAUGAAGCUGCAGGGGUCUUUGAAUUGACAAGCGUGUGCACCUUCUGCACAUUCUACUCUGAGACAGGAGCUCCUUCAAGCCCUACAGAAUGCCUGGAAGCAUCGGACCCGUGUCUGUUGUGUGGGUGGUGUUGGUCUAUCUGUUGUUCUGCAGCAGACUGCUCGGUGUGGGCGCAGCACCCAUCUGUACCAACGCCCAAGCUGGGUGCCAUGCCCUCUCCUUGGCCAACUUAUUUGACCGGGUCAUCCAACACUCAGCCAGAAUGCACGGCAUUUCUAAUGACCUUCAUUCAGAAUUUUACUUUCUGCCCAGUAAGAAUCAAAUUGGCCGGGUCAGUCGCAACUGUCACACCUCCAACAUCUUCACUCCAAAUGGCAAAGAAAAUGCUCAGAGAAUGGCGAGAGAGGAGCUGACGGAGGUGAUUCUGAAGCUCCUGGUGGCAUGGCGGGAUCCUCUGUGGCAUUUCCAACAAAGCAUUGCUCACCACCAUGACUUCAACAAUUUCAGCACCAAUAAAGCUCUUGAGAUGAGUGACAUGGUGCAUGAGUUACGUAAAGGUGUAGAGAAAGUGGCUGAGAAGAUGCAGAUGAUGGGGAUAAUAAGUAACUCUGUCAGCAGCCUGGCUUCUCCCGAGGCUUUGUUGCCAUCUGACAGUGCUGAGUGGCGCCUGAUGAAAGACUAUGAUCUCCUCUACUGCUUUCGUCGAGAUUCCAACAAGGUCCAGAACUACCUGAAGAUCCUCAAGUGUCGAAUUGUUCCAGAGCAUGGAUGCUAAAGGCCAAAAACAAUGGAAGCUGUAUCUAACAUCUGGAAAUAUCAGAAUAUUGCAAAGGAAAUGCUACAGUCAGAAACUACAUGGAUAAAGCUGCAGUUUUUGUUAUGUUUUCUAUCUGCAGGUUAUAAGAUGUUAAUGGGAUGAUUACUGAUACACAGGUAUGUUUCCUCCUUCACUGACGCAAAGUGCCACUGGAUCCCAAAGACCCAUUCUCCAUUUCAUGUCUGAUAUUAUCGUGGGCAAACAUGAGUUGACUAUGGACAGGAUGGAAUAAGUGUGAUACAUGUUAUUAUAGACACCUGUAUAACACAUAUCAUAUUCAAGUAUAGUAAUGCCAUAUAAACAUCUCAAGAAACAUGGAUGCAAUGGUUUUUGUCAUUUCUACAGAAGAGAUACUUGGUGGAAAGGUAAUAAUCUGUGCAAACACUGUUGCUGCAAGAAGAUGCAGUUUUCAAACUGAAGUCACCAUGAGAGAAUCUUGACUGAUAAAAUAAUAAGUUUACACACACACACACACACACACAUACAUAUAUAUAUAUACACACAUAUAUAUA